Anarrhichthys ocellatus (wolf-eel) is the source of this 5418-nucleotide messenger RNA. It is a transcript of the gene unc119a2, whose product is annotated as unc-119 lipid binding chaperone a2. Gene Ontology annotation, cellular component: centrosome; intercellular bridge; spindle pole. The record is from RefSeq and is a predicted model, not a curated record. The transcript is spliced from 5 exons. NCBI's taxonomy places the organism in Eukaryota, Metazoa, Chordata, Actinopteri, Perciformes, Anarhichadidae. Gene Ontology annotation, biological process: lipoprotein transport; visual perception; negative regulation of caveolin-mediated endocytosis. The coding region runs from base 379 to 1128 and encodes 249 amino acids. Gene Ontology annotation, molecular function: lipid binding.
AGCAACUGCCAUCUGCCGCCUCUUUUUCAGUUUCAAACCCAUCAGAUUAUUUCCCACAGACUAUAGCUUCACUUGACACCGCUGAAAUAGCGUCUCAGAAAGCAGCUGCGCAAUAAAAAAAAAAAACUGAAAUCAGCCCGCUUUCCACAUAUUGCGCUCACAGCCAACGAGAGCCGCGGCCGCCUGCAUGCAAGCCGUCUGCGGCGGAGACAGACUGCAGGCUCAUAAAGACGAAGCGGAUUUGAAUUAAGCACCGGAUAACGUACAGCGACUGUGCAUCCUUCGGCGAAGGAGGGAGGGAGGGAGGGGGGAGAGGGAGGCAACUGUUUUGUAUCUUGGAAGCCCUGGGUUAGGAGAAGGGGGGAGGAGGAGCGCAGAAUGAGCUAUUCUUGUACCAGCAGAGGCAGCAGCCAGGACCCAUCAACCGUUAAGAAGCCUGCCGGUAAUAAUCCGGGCAGAGACACCGGAGGCACAGACAGCAGCAGCCCGAAGCAAACGGCGGCGAUGAAAGUGAAGAAGGGCUGCAACUCGACCGACGUCGGGGUCCCGGUGACCACGGAGGAGGACCUGCUCGGCAGCACGGUGGUCACUCCGGAGGAUGUUCUGGGCUUGCAGAAGAUCACAGAGAAUUAUCUUUGCAACCCGGACGAGAACAUUUACAACAUUGACUUCACCAGGUUCAGGAUCAGAGACAUGGAGUCCGCCACGGUGCUGUUUGAAAUCACCAAACCUCCAUCCACAGACAAAGCAGGGGAGAAGGGGGAUGUUGACCCAAACGCCGGCCGAUUUGUCCGUUACCAGUUCACCCCCGCUUUUCUCCGACUGCGGCAAGUUGGAGCUACCGUUGAGUUCACGGUCGGAGACAUGCCGAUAGAAAACUUCAGGAUGAUUGAGAGACAUUAUUUCAGAGAGAAGUUGCUCAAGAGUUUUGACUUUGAGUUUGGCUUCUGCAUGCCCAGCAGCAAAAACACCUGUGAACAUAUCUACGAAUUUCCACCUCUGUCUGAAGACAUCAUCAGAGAAAUGGUCCUGCACCCGUAUGAGACGCAGUCCGACAGCUUCUACUUUGUGGACAAUAAGCUGGUGAUGCACAACAAGGCGGACUACUCGUACAACGGCGGGACGUAGAGACGACACGCGGACACGAGAGACAGGUGGAUGUACGGACUGACCUGGGGGGGGGCGAUCAGAGUACACUGGUGGGACUAACAUCCUGUCAAUCCAGUAGUCUCUCUCUCUUUAUCUCUCUCUUUCUCUAUCUCUUCCUCCCGCUGAGAGAACGCCAUCCAGAAAACGGCCACACAGACGCGUCAGUUACAAACUCUUUGUGUGUUUGCGUAUGUGUGUGUGUGUUAGCAUGUAUAAGUUUGGCAAAACCUAAAAGCUGCAAACACACACACAGUUCACAGCAUGGCGUGGGGUCGCUGUAACAAAGUGUUUUCGUAACAUGAUAAACCAGCAAGUAAGCAACUUUUUAGGAAAUAUCAGAUGUUUUUUCGCUCUCUAGCCACGUAGUGUGAAGUGGAAAAAGUUAAAACCUCCGUAAUAUCUUUCAUUGCUGUAUGUUAGGGUUUAGGAACACAUAUUGCAUCUAAACUCGAGUGUUUUAUGGACUUCAGUUCUUGUUCUCAGUUUCCGUGAGUGAGCUUUUUGGAGUGUGUUUGUGUACUUUGUAUGACUGUCUGUGUCUGUCAGUGUGAUGCAUGACUAAUGGUCUGGUAAGAAUAUAUUAACUUAAAUGUCAAUAACGUGGUCAUUUGGUUUCUAAAGGUAAAAUAGAUUUUGGAAACCCGUUAGUUCAUCAGACCCGUUUUCUUUGUUCCUCAUUUAUUUCUCGAGUGGUGUGACGUGUGUUGCCCAUAGGGCGUAUGUGUUCAUCGUCUUUGCUCAAAGCACAACAUGUCGGCAGAACUUGUGAAGAUGAGCUAAUCUGAAAUGCCCAUAAUGUACUUUGUCAUGUGUGUACUAGUUGUACUUCCAGCCUCAUGUUGCUUUGUUUAGGUCAGAAAGAAGUUGUUAAAACUUUUGUUAGGUUGCCUAUCCGAGUUGACGUUUUUGCUGUUUGUAAAGACUUCAUAAGAGAAGAAGAAGAGAAGAGAAGAAAAUUAGCAUUUUUAAAUGUUGAUUUGUUUCAAUCAGAUUUGUGUUGCACAAAGGAAAGAGAUAGAGGGAAUGUAGCAGAAAUCACCCUAAAAUAUAUUUUUUGGUUUGUGUGUAUUCUAAUGUCUGUUUCUAAAUCCGUCUGUCUCGCGUCUCUUAAGUCCAUUUGUUGUUUCUCUAGUUUCUGCCUCUCAUACAUUUCUGACUGUUUUUUUUAUUUUUUAGACACAUUCCAGUAAGUUAAGACCUGAGUGUGUUGAUCUCUUGUUAUUUGAGGGAAUCUAUCACACAGAGAAUCAGUGUCUUGGGACGCCUCUAAGUUGUGGUAUGCUCACUUGCCGUUCUCCCUGACUGUGCGGAGACACAACCCGACUCAAAAAGUGUUUCAGCCUAUCUGCAUAUACUCUUUGAUUUGAAUUUCUCGAAAGUAGGUUUUGGUUGCUGUGUUUUUAGUGAUUCUGCAGUAAAAUCCAACCUGCAUUUGCAAAUACUGAGUCAGGUAUGUAAGGAAGUGCAGCCAGUUUAGAGGAACUCACAUUAAUGCACCCGUUGUGUGUUCAGAUCAACACAAGAAAAGGGUGGAAAUGGAUUCAGAUUGUCUUCGGGACUUUGUUUUAGUCUGCACUAAAGUUUAAAAAAAAUGAAUAAAAAAUACAGACAAGAAGAGCUCAAAUUGAACUCGGUGUGUAGAUAAAACUGACUUGAAUGAGUGUUAUGUCAAAAAAUCUAAGUAGAGCAGAUUUAUUUUUGACUGAUUGUGACUCGUGUACAAAUUAUUUUGAACAGAUGUCGAUUUCUUGACCAUUCAAAUGUCGGUAUGACUGAACAAAAAAUAAAUAAAGAUUUACGGGACUUUUUUGAAAUAUCACAGUGUCUUGACUGUUAAUAUUGUGAGUGAAUGAGAGAUAUUUCACACUUUGUUUACAUGAUAUUUUUAGAACAUUAACGGCUCUGGCUAAAGAUGUUUUUUUAGCAUCUCAUGCACUUUGAGGACAUGUGGCCCUUAUAACUGGAAUUUAUUAAAGGAAUGGUUCAACAUUUUGGGAAAUACACUUUCUUACCGAGAUAAGAAGAUUGAUUCCACUCUCAUGUUUGUCCCUUCAGUGUGAAGCUGGAGUGAGGGGAUGGUUAACCAUGAAGAUGGUUAAAAAUGAGCCUACCAGCACCUCAAAUGCUCACAAUCAAGACGUUAUAUCUUGUUUGUUUAAUCAGACAAGAAAUCUUUUGGUGGAUAACAUUUUUACACUUGGGUUUUUGUACCCAUUAAACAAAGAACAUGUCAAUUAAUGAGUUUUAAAGGCUUUUUUUUUUUUUACCAUAUAGGACAAAGCUCGGCUGGCUUGUUCCCCUGGUUUCCAGUCUUUAUGCAAAUCUAAGAUAACCAGCUGCUUUAUUUUUACAUUUACCGUACAAUUAUGAGAGUGAUAUCGGCCUUCUGUCUGCAAGGAAACAAAUAUGCGUAUUUCCCCAAAGCGUCAAACUAUUCCUUUAAUAGCUUUCAACCGGAUUAAUCUAGGCGACGUAUUUAGAAAUUGAGAUUAUAAUGUCCCUUGAACUAAAACAAAUAAUCACAAAAAGUUAAGAAAGGUAAAGUAAAUACUUGUUCAUAAAACAGUGCAACAAAUACACUGAUAAAAAAUAAAAUGUGCGACAAUGAAACAAAGUAUUUAACAACAAAAGACCACAGUAAUAAGUUAAAUCAACUCUUGCAAUUAUUUCAGUUUCAGCUCAUUUCCACAUUGUUUGUAAACACAACAUCACUCAGAAUAAUCACAAUUUAAAUGACCACUCACACACACAGUGUGCAUCUGUGAGUGAUAAAUAGAUCAAAAAGAUAACGUCACAUUCAGGAAAGUGUGUACAAGGAAGUGACCUCAGUUUUGUUUCUAAUGAACACUUCAUUUUUGUUUUGUUCUGUCACUGGAACGACACGAGGAAGUACUAAACACAUACAGGGGAGAGUCCGUCUAAUUAUAGAGCUGAUAAUCUGAUAUCGCUUCAAGCUUAUCACAGUUAUUUUUUUACCAAGGUCUCGUUUUAUAUAUUUACAGGUUUGUAUGAGAGUAUAUGGUGCACCACUGCCAAGCGAAACUUGAUCUAAAUGGUCUUUAAACUUUAUUUCCUUUACGACAUUUACUGUAACCAACCUUUAAUUUACUCAACUUCUGUAUAAUUGCUUAUUUAGUCAUGCUUAUCUUAGGACUGUUUUAUAGAGAGUCACUUAAGGUUUGAAGUUUUCAAGGGCUUUAAAAAACAAUUCUGUGUCAUUCCUGUUCUCCAUGUCUCUCUCUCCGUCCUCCCCUACUCAAGGUCCGCUGUUUGUAAUGUUGACCCAAUGAGGCAUGGUGCCCAAGUCAAACAUGGCGUAUCCCCAGGUGUUGAUGCCUAAAUUAACGGUCAAAAUCCCAAUGAUGUUCAACACGAAGCCGGUUUUCACCUGAAGGAACAGAGAGUGACAUUCUGAUCAGUAUACAGUAUGAGUAGAGGUCGAAAAACAGGGUAUGUACAGGUCUAGGUCUUUAAAAGUCUUAAAAAGCAAUGAAUCCUCAAAGGGAGAUGUUACACACCAUGAAUUAAAAUCAAAGACUCAAAACAUGUUUUUAAAACCUACAAGGUCUCUGCUGCAUCAAUAUUUCUCACCAGUCUUUGUAAAGUACGAUUUUUCUCCUGCCUCAACAAAGACUAUCUUUUUUUAAAUUAGGUCCUCUAAACCUCCCUCACAUGAAUGAUUCUUGUAACAUAGAUUAUGUAUUGUGAGUAUGAAUCUCACCAUGUCCAUGACUUUGAGUUUUCCAAAAGAAAAGGCGAUGGCGUUGGGUGGUGUGGCCACAGGCAGCAUGAAGGCCAGAGAGGCAGCGAUGGUGCAGGGAAUCAUCACGUACAGCGGGUGUAUCUCAAUAGCUAUGGCCUAUCAGAAAUACACAGCACAGUUAAAUACACGGAGAAGCUGUGUGUUAACACCUGUGUGUGCAGGUGGACACCUGCUUACCAUUGAGGCCAGGAUGGGCAGGAACAAGGUGGUGGUGGCUGUGUUGCUAGAGCACUCGGUGAAGGUUGCCACCAGCAUGCAGAGCAGCAACGAGAUGGCGUAGGGGGGAAUUUGCUGCAGAGGUGCCAAGCUAUCUCCCAGCAACUUGGACAGACCUGACUCCUGUUAACAAAAGUUUUGAGCAGAAAUGACGUGAAACACAGGAGGUACAAGAAUUCCUCGCAUUUGAAAAGCAAAAAACAGAAUCAGUUUGACAAGAUAAAUAAAUAGAAAUUAGCAUUCAGUUGUGGAUUAGUCAACAAAUCAUAAAUCAAUAAAAAGGGAACAUG